Molecule: messenger RNA, 1122 nt
Organism: Miscanthus lutarioriparius
Lineage: Eukaryota; Viridiplantae; Streptophyta; Magnoliopsida; Poales; Poaceae
Source: the annotation of a GenBank genome assembly
AUGAAUCCCCCGCCCAGGUUGUUUCCAAUUCCAUUCGGGGAGCUCCACGGCUGUGACGGCGACGGCUGCGCCUCCGAUCCGGAUACCUGGCCUCUGCACCACGUGCUACGCCGUGGCGUGCACUGCCGCCUCUGCAGCUCCUGUAUCCUCCUCUCCCACCGCUCGUUGUACUGCUGCCGCUGCAUCUUCCUCGUCACCUCGCCGUCGUGCAACUACGACGAUGGCGACACGCUCAUGGCCCCUCCAGCCCCAACUGUCACCUGUCACGUUUGCCGCGAAGCCGUCGCGCACCUCCCGUGCCUCUACUACCCCGAGCCCCCCGCCGACGGCGUCUUCGUCUGCCCUCCCUGCACCGCGGCCCAGAACGGAAGGCUCUUCACCUACGCGCCGCCCUGCAGGCAGCCACUCGACGAGCGCGGCGCGAGGGUCCUCGUCCUGGGGUCGCGCAUAGCGCUGGCGCUGCUGCAGCGGCACGCGACCGCGGCACGCGCAGCCGCGGAGCGGCUGGCCCGGGAGGCGCAGGAGGCUCGGAAGAGGGCGAAUGACGCUCUUGAAGUGGCCUACAACCUCGGUAAGAAGGAAGAUCCUUCCUGGGUCGUGCCGCAGUCCCCCGAGAAUGACCUAGCAGCGUCUGAAGAAGAAGGCAAUGAGGGUGAGGCGAACGUGGGGAAGGUGCUGCUAGUGCGGCGCAACGCGAUGCCAUCGCUGGCCACGCUAACCAUCGGCACGGGGGGCAGUGUUGUGCUGAUGGCUCUCGCCGAGGCCCAGCAAACGCCCCCGUCGUCUCAAUCAAAGCCGCUUUUCGACCUCAAUGAGAAUGCGGUUGAGAAUGACCUCAAUGAGAACGCUGCUGAGAAUGAGACAGAGGCUGUCCAGGCUGAGCCCACCCCACAUCGGGCGCUUAACUCCUUCAACGUGAAGGAGGUGGCGCUUAACUCCUUCGACAUGAAGGAGGUGACGAUGGCUGCUGCGGAAGCAGCCAGGGCCAGCCCGCCGACACCGCAGACGCUGCAGCUGUUCCCAAGCGCCAAGGCAAGUUCCAGUACCAAGAUGCCGCGUACCAAGAAGCCGCGUACCAAGAGGCCGCGGACGCUGCAACUCUUCAACGAUGAUCGAGCUUGA